Mitosporidium daphniae is the source of this 1035-nucleotide messenger RNA. RefSeq lists its product as uncharacterized. Bases 1 to 1035 code for a protein of 344 amino acids. The record is from RefSeq and is a predicted model, not a curated record. The transcript is spliced from 2 exons. Lineage: Eukaryota; Fungi; Microsporidia. Gene Ontology annotation, cellular component: mitochondrion. Gene Ontology annotation, biological process: mitochondrial tRNA threonylcarbamoyladenosine modification.
AUGUGCCGAACACAUAGCAUUUUGGCAAUAGAGACCAGUUGCGAUGACACCUCUGUUGCGGUGAUAAACUCGGCAAAAGUUCUCUUCCACGAAACGAUAAGACAAGAUGGCAUUCACCAACCAUACAGAGGCAUUGUCCCCAGUCUUGCUGCGGCCGCGCACAGAAAAAAUCUUCCGCUUCUUUUAAAGAAAGCUUUUGAUCAUCUGGAUGGGGCGGGCAUUGAUUUUGUUGCUGCAACGCGUGGGCCAGGCAUUGGCUCGUCCCUUUCUGUUGGUUGGAGCACUGCUGUUUCUAUUUCGCUAGCUUUGAAUCGCCCACUUAUUUCCACUCAUCACAUGGAGGGACAUUUAUUGAUGCCUUUUUUUGAUAACCAGAUACCUAUUCCACCUUUCCCCUUUUUAACCCUUCUGGUGUCCGGGGGUCAUACCAUGUGGGUGGACGUUGCCGAUAUUGGAAAGUAUGCAAUCUUAGGAACCACUUUAGAUGACUCUAUUGGCGAUGCCUUUGACAAAGGGGGGCGAUAUCUCGGCCUGCGUUGGGAAAAGGGGUCCUCAUAUGGUGCCGCACUUGAGCAAGCUGCUUUGCUUGUCACCAACCUUCAAGCGUACGACUUCCCGCAUCCACUUUGCAGGGUAAAAAGUGCCGAUUUUUCCUUUUCUGGUCUAAAAUCUGCCCUCUCCAGGGUCAGUAUUAAGGACAACAAAGAUAUUCCGAACCUGGCAUAUUCGUACCAAACAGCAAUCAUAAGACAUGUUUUGGAAAGAAUGAGGCACAUUCCCUCUCUUCACGAGAAAUAUUCGGCGCUCAUCAUAAGCGGCGGCGUAGCAAGAAAUGCCAGUCUUGUGCAGGCUAUUAGCAAAAAGGCGGCCCCAUUGCCGAUCAUUGUCCCUGCCUCAGAAUUUUGCACAGACAAUUCCUUGAUGAUUGCAAAUGCUGCAUUGAUACGAAUCUGUAGGAAAAAACAGCAAAUUGUAAAUAUGGAGGAGGGCACUGCUCACGAAUAUUAUCCCAUAUGGGAUUUGGAUAAAAUUUAA